CACUCCCACGCCGCGCGCCAGCGGUGGCGGCUGCCAUGGAUACCGGCAGGUGAGCGGCUGAGGCGCGCGUGGUCCCUGCCCCACCCGCGCUGAGCGAAGAGGAUGCGGUUGUCAAGGCGACAUGGAUAGGAGGAGGAGAGGACCGAGGGAGGAGGAAGGAUGGGCGGCCUUGGCGUAGCCGCAGGGAGGUGACUGAAGCGAGUCCAGCCCCUUGCAUCCUCCCCCUGUGUACCUCCCUCCUCUUUUUUUCCUCCUUCUGCCAGCAUAAGCAGCCACCGCAGCACCUGAGCCGCUACUGCCGCUGGCUCAGGACAGCGCUAUGGCUGAGCCUGGUCUCAAUCCUCAUCCCUCUGCCAGAGGCGGAGGAAGAAGUGAAAGGCGCACAUCCCGGCUUCUGUGGCUGUUGCUCUGGGCUGGGACCACCUUCCAGGUGACCCUGGGAACCGGACCCGAGCUUCACGCCUGCAAAGAGUCAGAGUACCACUUUGAAUACACGGCGUGCGACAGCAUGGGUUCCAGGUGGAGGGUCGCCGUGCCACACACCCCGGGCCUGUGCACCAGCCUCCCCGACCCCGUCAAGGGCACCGAGUGCUCUUUCUCUUGCAAUGCCGGAGAGUUUUUGGAUAUGAAGGACCAGUCCUGCAAGCCCUGCGCAGAGGGCCGCUACUCCCUCGGCACUGGCAUCCGGUUUGAUGAGUGGGAUGAGCUGCCUCACGGCUUUGCCAGCCUCUCGGCCAACCUGGAAGUCGAUGACAGCAUCACUGAGUCCACGGAGAACUGCACUUUGUCCAAGUGGGUUCCCCGAGGAGACUACAUCGCCUCCAACACGGACGAAUGCACAGCCACUCUGAUGUACGCCGUCAACCUAAAGCAGUCUGGCACAGUUAACUUUGAAUACUACUACCCGGACUCCAGCAUCAUCUUUGAAUUUUUUGUCCAGAAUGACCAGUGCCAGCCCAAUGCCGAUGACUCCAGGUGGAUGAAAACUACGGAGAAAGGAUGGGAAUUCCACAGUGUUGAGCUAAACAGAGGCAAUAAUGUCCUCUAUUGGAGAACCACAGCUUUCUCAGUGUGGUCCAAAGUGUCCAAGCCCGUGCUUGUGAGAAACAUUGCCAUAACAGGUGUGGCUUACACUUCGGAAUGUUUCCCCUGCAAGCCUGGCACAUACGCCUCCAAACAGGGCUCCUCUUUCUGCAAGCUUUGUCCAGUCAACUCUUACUCAAAUAAAGGAGAAACUUCUUGCCAUCCAUGUGAUCCUGACAAAUACUCAGAAAAAGGAUCUUCCACCUGCAAAGUGCGCCCAGCCUGCACAGACAAGGAUUAUUUCUAUACCCACACAGCCUGUGAUGCUAAUGGAGAGACACAGCUCAUGUACAAAUGGGCCGUGCCAAAAAUCUGUGGUGAGGACCUCGAGGGAUCAGUGAAGCUGCCCGCCUCUGGUGUGAAGACCCAAUGCCCGCCCUGCAACCCAGGCUUCUUCAAAACCAACAACAGCACCUGCGAACCCUGCCCCUACGGCUCGUACUCCAACGGCUCCGAUUGUACCCGCUGCCCAGCGGGAACUGAGCCUGCGGUGGGAUUUGAAUACAAGUGGUGGAACACGCUGCCCUCCAACAUGGAAACUACUGUUCUCAGCGGAAUCAACUUCGAGUACAAAGUCCUGACCGGCUGGGAGGUGGCUGGUGACUACAUUUAUACAGCUGUUGGAGCCUCAGACAACGACUUCAUGAUUCUCACUCUAGUUGUGCCAGGAUUUAGACCUCCCCAGUCAGUGAUGGCCGACACAGAGAACAAAGAGGUGGCCAGGAUCACAUUUGUCUUCGAGACCGUGUGCUCUGUGAACUGUGAGCUCUACUUCAUGGUGGGCAUGAAUUCUAGGACCAACACUCCAGUGGAGACGUGGAAAGGCCCCAAAGGCAAGCAGUCCUACACCUACAUUAUCAAGGAGAAUGCUACUGUGAGCUUCACAUGGGCCUUCCAGAGGACCACUCUGCACAAAACUGGCAGAAAGUACACCAACGAUGUUGCCAAGAUCUACUCCAUCAACGUCACCAACGUCAUAGGUGGCGUGGCCGCCUACUGCCGCCCCUGCGCCCUAGAAGCCUCUGACGUGGGCUCCUCCUGUACCUCUUGUCCCGCUGGCCACUACAUUGACCGAGAUUCUGGAACCUGCCACCUCUGCCCCCCCAACACCAUCCUGAAAACCCACCAGCCUUACGGUGCAGAAGCCUGUGUGGCUUGUAGGUCCGGGACCAAGAGCAACAAGAUCCACUCCCUCUGCUACAAUGACUGCACCUUCACCCGAAACUCUCCCACCAGGACGUUCAACUACAACUUCUCUGCUCUGUCAGGCACUGUCUCUCUGGCAGGAGCGCCGAGCUUCACUUCGAAAGGGCUGAAGUAUUUCCAUCAUUUCACUCUGAGUCUCUGUGGAAACCAGGGGAAAAAAAUGGCUGUGUGCACAGACAAUGUCACUGACCUCCGGAUCCCGGAAGGUGAAGCUGGUUUCUCCAAGUCCAUCACAGCCUACGUCUGCCAGGUGGUCAUCAUCCCCUCGGAGGUGACCGGCUACAAGGCCGGGGUGUCUUCACAGCCCGUCAGUCUUGCUGACCGACUUAUUGGGGUGUCGACAGACAUGACUUUGGAAGGAAUCGACUCCCCAGCUGAACUCUUCCGCCCAGAGACCUCAGGAAUCCCGGACGUGAUCUUCUUUUUCAGAUCCAACGAUGUGACCCAGUCCUGCAGUUCCGGAAGAUCAACUACCAUCCGUCUCAGGUGCAACCCCAUGAAAGCUGCUCCUGGCACCCUGAGGCUCCCCAGCAUGUGCUCCGAUGGGACCUGCGACGGCUGUAACUUCCACUUCCUAUGGGAGAGUGCGGCUGCUUGUCCCCUCUGCUCAGCCUCCGACUAUCACACUUUUGUGAGCAGUUGUGUGGCUGGGAUUCAGAAGACGACCUACAUGUGGCGGGAACCAAAGCUGUGUUCCGGGGGCAUCUCCCUGCCCGAGCAGAGAGUCACCAUCUGCAAGACAAUAGAUUUCUGGCUAAAAGUGGGCAUCUCUGCGGGCACCUGCACUGCCAUCCUGCUCACCGUCCUGACCUGCUACUUUUGGAAGAAGAAUCAAAAACUAGAAUACAAAUACUCCAAACUGGUCAUGAAUGCUACCCUCAAAGACUGCGACCUGCCAGCAGCUGACAGCUGUGCCAUCAUGGAAGGAGAGGACGUGGAAGACGAUCUCAUCUUUACCAGCAAGAAGACACUCUUCGGGAAGAUCAAAUCCUUUACCUCUAAGAGGACUCCUGACGGAUUUGACUCGGUGCCGCUGAAGACAUCUUCAGGAGGCCCAGACAUGGACCUGUGAGAGGCGCAGGCCCUGCCUCGCCUGCCUCUCACCUGGGCGCACCACCCUGCAGGCCUGUGGCAAGUUAGGUGCCAGCAUCCUGGACUCCCCACUGCUGGGAAUCUCCUCACUGUGGCCUUAUCAGAAGUUUGGAUUUCAGACCCUUGUUUUUUAUAGAGUACCCAAACCUUUCUCUCUGCUUGCCUCAAACUGAUCAAAUAUACCCACACUUUGUGUAUGGUU
This is a messenger RNA of Myodes glareolus (Bank vole), 3583 nucleotides long. RefSeq names its product endosome-lysosome associated apoptosis and autophagy regulator 1 (gene Elapor1). NCBI's taxonomy places the organism in Eukaryota, Metazoa, Chordata, Mammalia, Rodentia, Cricetidae. Gene Ontology annotation, biological process: autophagosome assembly; positive regulation of vacuole organization. Gene Ontology annotation, cellular component: extracellular exosome; trans-Golgi network; plasma membrane. The record is from RefSeq and is a predicted model, not a curated record.